Molecule: messenger RNA, 1189 nt
Organism: Tricharina praecox
Lineage: Eukaryota; Fungi; Ascomycota; Pezizomycetes; Pezizales; Pyronemataceae
Exons: 1
Coding region: 449-1093 (214 amino acids)
Source: RefSeq, a predicted model, not a curated record
GCUGGUCUUGGGGGCCCCCACUGUGACGGUGGUGAUUCGGUGCGUAGCGGAUGCGGAAUCGGUGCGGGUAGUAGAGGGAUCGAAGGGAUCACAAGAAGUCUCAACAGUAGAGCCCUCGGAAACGUCCACAUCCACCUCUUCCUUACGUUCGGUAUCGGUCUCAGCGGCAGCGGACGCAUGCAAAGUCGACAGCCUUGCCUCCUCGGAGGGAAGUAUCUCUUCGUCUUCCUCCAAUCCCUCGAGCGUCUCGAUCUCCGUGGGGUCGACCGUAUCACCAAGAGACGAAUGCUCCGCUUCUUCCUCCAUCGGCCCGCCAUCGGAUAAUGAUUCCGCCCCAAUUUCGCUCUUUCUUUCAUCUCUUGACGGGUCCUCCAACCUUUUUUGCUUCAUCCAUCCCGUCGGCACCGCCCGAUCUGUUCUUUUGUUCGUCCGCGCUGCACAGGAACGGAUGGAAGCGAGGAUCAUCUCCUCCUGUGGCAGUAGCAUCCCAUCUUCCUCCAAUGCCUCAAGUUUAUUGAGCUCGUCGGCAAUCCCGUGGUUAUGCGGUGUCUCCUUCGAAGAAUUGCCGGUAGGAUUGACUAUCUGGUAUUCAAUCACCGUGACCUGGGUAACCGUGCCGUCUUCCUCCUCGCAUGAUUCUUCAUCGGAGCGGCGAGUGAUGCUCAGUCGAGGGAUCGACGUCGUCGGGGUAUUGAUGUUCGAUGGAGCUGGCGUACUGCAUGUAGUGCGGUAUUCUGCGAUCGUAUCCCCCACAAUUGUAUCCCCUUCCGCCGAGAUCGAUGCCGGUAUCACCUCCGUGGAUUCGUCCUCUGUAGCUAUUCGUAUUUUCGUUGGUAGAGACGUCUCCAGCUUCGAGUCAAAGAUCGUAGACGUGGGUACUGGGCAUGCCAAAAUUGUCGUACUUGUGAGCUCGACAGUGCUUGUGGGGGUUACGAUGCACACAGAAGUGGCCGUGUCUUCGAGGAACUCCGUGCUUGUCCGAACUGCGGCGUCGGUGAGAGUGAUAACGGUGUUCGACGAGGGCGCGGGUGUCGGUGGUGCUCCGAUGACCUCCGGGAGGAGAAAGGCGGUGACGAUAAGAAGGAUACGGUAGAUGAACAUGAUCGCGGAGCUGAAUGGGAAAGAUGGGAAUAGGUGAGGAGAUAGGGAGAUUUGCGUCGAGGGUAUAAGAUGUAAGUGGCGAUGGCAG